Messenger RNA from Pelodiscus sinensis (Chinese soft-shelled turtle), 951 nucleotides. The record is from RefSeq and is a predicted model, not a curated record. Lineage: Eukaryota; Metazoa; Chordata; Testudines; Trionychidae.
AUGGCCGCGCCCAACAGCACAACGUUCAGUCACCUCACCUUCGUCCUGGUCGGCAUCCCGGGCCUGGAGCCCUGGCACCCCUGGAUCUCCAUCCCCUUCGCGCUGAUGUACACGGCGGCUGUUCUGGGGAACUGUGGUCUCCUCCUGCUCAUCGCCACCCAGCGCAGGCUGCACGAGCCCAUGUUCAUUUUCCUCUCCAUGCUGGUGGUGGCCAACUUACUGUUAUCCACCUGCACCGUGCCCAACAUGCUGGUCAUCUUCUGGUUUGGACCCAAGGCCAUUUCCUUCAGUGCCUGCAUCACCCAGAUGUUCUUUGUGCACUUUGUGGGAGUUGUCGAGUCGGCCGUCCUGCUGGCCAUGGGGUUUGAUCGGUACGUCGCCGUCUGCGACCCCCUGAGGUACACGACUGUCCUCACCAAUGAGAGGAUCGGGAAAAUAGCCACGGCCAUUGUGUUCAGAAGCUUUUGUAUAAAUGUGCCUGUUGUUUUUCUCGUCAAACGGCUGCCCUUCUGCGCAAGCAACGUCAUCCCACACUCCUACUGUGACCACAUCGGGGUGGCCAGGCUGGCCUGUGCGGAUAUAUCCAUAGAUAUCUGGUAUGGCUUAGCAGUGCCUAUUGCAAAUAUUAUACUAGACUUUCUGCUUAUCGCUGUGUCUUAUGUGCUUAUUCUCAGGGCUGUCUUCAAGCUGCCCACAAAAGAGGCCCAGCACAAAUCUCUCAGCACCUGCAGCUCCCACGUCUGUAUCAUCCUCUUAUUUUUCAUCCCAGCCUUUUUCACUUUCCUAACCCACCGCUUUGGCCACAAUAUCCCUAAACACGUUCACAUCCUGCUGGCCGAUAUCUACGUGCUCAUCCCCUCUGUGCUAAACCCCGUUGUUUACGGGAUAAAAAGCAAGCAGCUGCGGGUGCAAAUGGUCUGCGUGUUGUCUCGGAAAGGGAGAUGGUGUUGA